CGAUUAACUAGGCGCGGGCCUUUCCUCAGUCGCGAGUGGCCUCCCCUGUCUGCUGAGAUUAACCGAGGCUGACCGUCGAGGGCUUCCUCAACGGGCUCGUAGCGACACUCCCUGCGGUGUGUGGAGCGGCAGUUAGGAGAACUCAGGAACGCUGCUUCCCCUCGGAGCUACCCCUGGUUCUUUCCGGAUUUGAUAAUGAGUCUGUUGGGCGGUAGCGCUGUCAAGAAGGAGGAGAAGGGCAAGAACAUCCAGGUGGUGGUGAGAUGCAGGCCCUUCAGUAUAUCUGAGCGCAAAGCUAAUUCAUAUUCUGUAGUGGAGUUUGAACAUGCAAGGAAAGAAGUUCUGGUUCGCACUGGAGGGAUGACUGAUAAGACGGCAAGAAAGACAUAUACAUUUGACAUGGUGUUUGGAGCUCAAGCUAAACAAAUUGAUGUGUACCGGAGUGUUAUGUGUCCUAUUUUGGAUGAAGUUCUUAUGGGCUAUAACUGCACUGUGUUUGCAUAUGGUCAAACUGGUACAGGAAAGACCUUCACUAUGGAAGGGGAAAGAUCCUCUGAUGAAGAGUACACUUGGGAAGAGGAUCCACUAGCUGGUAUAAUUCCCCGUACACUGCACCAAAUAUUUGAAAAGCUUGCAGAAAGUGGUACAGAAUUUUCUCUAAAAGUAUCUUUGUUGGAAAUCUACAAUGAGGAGCUCUUUGAUCUGUUGAAUCCAUCUCCUGAUGUUGGUGAAAAGCUGCAGAUGUUUGAUGACCCACGUAACAAGAGAGGUGUAAUAAUCAAGGGUUUGGAAGAAAUAACUGUACACAACAAAGAUGAAGUCUAUCAGAUCUUAGAAAGGGGAGCAGCAAAAAGAACCACUGCAGCUACUAAUAUGAAUCAAUAUUCUAGCCGGUCGCAUUCAGUGUUCUCAAUCACACUACAUAUGAAAGAAACAACAAUGGAUGGAGAAGAGCUUGUUAAAAUUGGGAAGCUAAAUUUGGUUGAUCUGGCAGGAAGUGAAAACAUAGGUCGUUCUGGAGCAGUUGACAAAAGAGCUCGGGAAGCUGGAAAUAUCAACCAGUCCUUGUUGACUCUGGGAAGAGUAAUUACUGCUCUCGUUGAAAGAACCCCACAUAUUCCAUACAGGGAGUCGAAGCUCACUAGAAUCUUGCAGGACUCCCUUGGAGGACGCACAAAAACUUGCAUAAUUGCUACAGUUUCUCCUGCUUCAGCAAAUCUUGAGGAAACUUUGAGUACUCUUGAAUAUGCUCAUAGAGCAAAGAAUAUCAUGAAUAAGCCUGAAGUAAACCAGAAGCUCACAAAGCGGGCACUUAUUAAGGAGUACACGGAAGAGAUUGAGCGCUUAAAACGAGAUCUUGCUGCUGCACGAGAGAAAAAUGGAGUCUACAUUUCUUUGGAAAAUUAUGACGCUCUUCAUGGGAAACUGACAGUCCAAGAAGAACAAAUUGCUGAGUACAUUGUGAAAAUUGCAGCCAUGGAGGAAGAACUGAAAAGAGUCACUGAAUUAUUCACUGUACAGAAAAAUGAACUUGAGCAAUGCAAAACAGAUCUCCAGAUUAAGGGACAAGAACUGGAGGACUCUCAGAAGCACCUGGAAUUGACCAAGACGCUUCUUGCUGAAGAAGAAUAUGUGACAUCAGUUUUGGAAAAUACAGAAGAAAAGCUUCAUGGAACAGCUACUGAGUUACUUAGUACAGUUGAAGAAACUACCAAAGAUGUGUCUGGUCUUCAUGCAAAACUAGAUCGUAAAAAAGCUGUUGAUCAACAUAAUACCGAAGCACAAACAAAAUUUACAGACCAAAUGAACGCUCUCUUCAACAAAAUGCAGAACUCAGUUAAUGAGAACUACUGGAAACAGCAGCAGAUGAUUGAUCAUUAUGUCAUCUCUGUCGGUGACUUUCUGUCUGCUAGCUCUUCAGCCUUUGGAGUUACUGCAGCAGCUGUAGGCGAAGCAUUCAGUUCUGUAAAAGAGGCAGUGGCCACAGAAGUGUCUCUGGUUUCUGAAAAGGUACUGAAGCAGGCGUCUCUGACAGCUGAAAUGAAAAAUGACCUGCAGAAAUUAAUAGAAGAGUUUACAUCUGGAGUAUGCAGAACAUUAAAUAGUCUUUCACCUGUAGUGAAACUUGUGCUGAACAUAAAUUUUCAACUGCAGAACAACUUGAAGGAGUAUUCAUCAUUGGCUGAAAAGAUGGAAGGCCUUAAAAAGGAAACUACUAUCUUCUUCCAAAACCAUACUCGUGAUUUGAGUAAACUGCAGGAAGACAGCUCUCAAAUGUUGGCUGAACUUUAUCAUAGUUCUGAAGUGUUGGAGGAGGAGAUGGAAUUGGCAAGGCUGGCCCAUGAAAAGGAUAUAGCCCACUUUGUGGCUUCUUUGCAACGAACCCAGCAGGAUAUUCGUGGACUGCAAGUGAAAGGUGGCAGUUUGAAGCAAAAUAUUUCUUCUGUACAGAAAAACCUAACUUUGCAAACUGCUGGACUUGCCAACUCGAUAGCGUCCCAGUGUAGCAACUUGACUGUGCCUUUGGGUGACUUUUCCCAGGAGAUGAAGCAAUUGAGUGAAAAAAAUAUCAAAAUAUUGUCGGAUUCAGUCAGUCACUGUGAGCAUCUGGACAGCAGCCUGAAAAGUGUGUGCCAAGAAACCAGCAACGGGGGUGAAAUUACAACCACAAAGAUAGGCUGCAUCAUCGAUCAACAUACAGGCUUCCUCGAGAGCACAAAGGAGCACCUGCAAAGGUUCUGCAAGACUCAUGAUGACAGCUGCGAUGUAUUGGUUGCUAAAAUCACAGACCAUAUUGAUGGACAGAAGGAUGCUGCAGGGGUAGCCCUGAACAGGCUUCUUGACAAGAUGCAGAAUGACGAUAAUGUGCUUUUGAAAGAAAAAGAGGUACUCCUUGAAGAAAUGGAGAAUGGAUUAGCUCGGGUUAAUGGAUUCAUGAAGAAGGAACUUAAAGUAGACAUCCCAACAGGGGCCACCCCGCAAAGAAAAGAUUACCGUUACCCAGUAACAAUUAGGAAAACAGAACCCCGUGAUCUUUUGCUCCAGACGCUAAGGAAACAGCAGCUAGAGCUUGAAGCUGUGCAAAAGGAUGCUGUACCUAUGACUGAAGAAGUCUUGGAUCAGGAGUCUUUGGAGGAUGAAGAAACCAGAGACAUCAAUGAGAGCCUGUCAAGUGAAAAAUCCUUCCUGGAGACCAGUGUGUUCAUUCAGACCAAUAGUGGUGUACCGUUCUUCCAGCAUAAAAGGAGCACCAAAAAGGAGAAAGAGAACAAACUGGCAGGCUUCUGUGACAAAAAGGAUGCAGACCAACCUCUGUCAAGAUCAAAAUAUCCAUUAAAAGAUCAGAACUAAGGAGGCACAGCGUUCCAGCGUCUGCCACCAGUCACUUUUUUUCAGUUUGUAUAUAAGUGCUCUAGUGUCACAAAUUAUCCAGCCUGUCAACUGUUUUUUAUAUAUGCUGUAACUUGGGGUUUUUUACCAAAUUUGAAACUUUUUAAUGUAGUUAAAUAAAGGCUUUCUAAAAUGC
This is a messenger RNA of Eublepharis macularius, 3526 nucleotides long. RefSeq names its product kinesin family member 11 (gene KIF11). Lineage: Eukaryota; Metazoa; Chordata; Lepidosauria; Squamata; Eublepharidae. Gene Ontology annotation, cellular component: spindle microtubule; nucleus. Gene Ontology annotation, molecular function: ATP binding; microtubule binding; plus-end-directed microtubule motor activity. Gene Ontology annotation, biological process: microtubule-based movement; mitotic spindle assembly. The record is from RefSeq and is a predicted model, not a curated record. The coding region runs from base 196 to 3351 and encodes 1051 amino acids. The transcript has 22 exons.